This is a messenger RNA of Orbicella faveolata, 1446 nucleotides long. RefSeq names its product ubiquitin-conjugating enzyme E2 K-like. Lineage: Eukaryota; Metazoa; Cnidaria; Anthozoa; Scleractinia; Merulinidae. The record is from RefSeq and is a predicted model, not a curated record. Gene Ontology annotation, molecular function: protein binding.
UGGAGAGAGCAGUUUGGGAAGAUGAUGUGGACACAUGUAGAAACUUAGAUCAACUGUUUCUCAGCCCCUUUCGUUGCAGCAAUUGAUAAAUAUCUAGAAUGGCUAAUAUUGCAACAAAGAGAGUCCAGAGGGAGUUUAGAGAGGUCGUCAACAGCGAAGAGGUCUUGAAGUGUAAAAUAGAGUUAGUUGACGAAACAUAUACGAGACUUCGUGGAGAAAUAGCUGGACCCCCGGACACCCCAUUCGAAGGUGGAAGCUACAAAUUGGAUAUUGUCAUCCCUGAAACAUAUCCGUUUAACCCACCAAAGGUAAAUUUUGUGACAAAGAUCUGGCAUCCAAAUAUAAGUUCUGUUACAGGAGCAAUAUGUCUGGACAUCUUGAAAGAUCAAUGGGCUGCAGCAAUGACACUACGUACUGUUUUACUGUCAAUACAGGCUUUGUUGUCUGCUGCAGAGCCUGAUGAUCCACAAGAUGCAGUUGUAGCAAAACAGUUUAAAGAAAACCCAGACAUUUACUGGAAAACAGCUAAGUACUGGGCAGAAGUGUACGCUGGAGCUCCUUCCUCGCAUGAUAUAGAUUAUGAACAGAAAAUCAAACGGUUAACUUCAAUGGGGUUUACUAAGAGUCAAAGUCUAGUGGCAUUGUCGACCCAUUCCUGGAAUUCAGAGAGAGCUGUCGAGUCUUUACUGAGUAGCUGACAAAUCUUUAUGUGUCAUUUUUCAUAGUACUUAGCUGAGUCCUGUAACCAUAGCAACUGUAUAUCCUCUUUACAGAGCUGACAUCAUGCUGUGAAAACUUCGAGCUUGAACAGGAGCACAGUCAUGUACAAUAGUUUAUUAAAUGUCAGAUCUGGUACUUAAUGAUCUGACUUGAUAUAAGAACAAUAGAAUUUGAACUCACUUAAGCCUGGUCUACACGAGCAAUUUUUAUGUGACAAUUUUUAUUUGACAAUUCUUAUUUGCUUGUGUAGACAAGGAAAAUUGGCGACUUUUUAUGUGAUAAAUAUAUUUGCUGAACAGCUGGCGUGUUAGCUUCUAUGUGACAAAUAAAAAGUUGUCACAUACGAAAAGAUUGCUUGUGUAGACAACUUGUCACAUAAAAUGCGGGAAAUAUGUUUGUAAGGCCACAUUUUUGGGGACUAAGCAGCCCCGCCUUGUUUCUGCGUAUCUCUGCUGUCUGAAGUCAUUACUGGCACACUAAACUUUAAAUUGUUGACAAAUAUUUGCUAUGCCAUCUGUAUGAUCAAAUCUAUUUGUCACAAAUAAAAUUGUCAGAUAAUAACUGCCUGUGUAGACCACGCUAUAUAUUGCUUUUGGUAUAUUUUAGAUAUAAUUUUUAACUCCAUGUCAAAAUACAACUUUCUACUUGUCUUUGUGUAUUAAUUUUCCUGUACUAUUAAAUGUUGUAGUCAGAAUUUGUUAAAAUGGAAAGGUCUUUGUUUGUUGA